Vigna angularis (adzuki bean) is the source of this 3761-nucleotide messenger RNA. RefSeq names its product probable LRR receptor-like serine/threonine-protein kinase At1g74360. Gene Ontology annotation, molecular function: ATP binding; receptor serine/threonine kinase binding; protein kinase activity. The record is from RefSeq and is a predicted model, not a curated record. NCBI's taxonomy places the organism in Eukaryota, Viridiplantae, Streptophyta, Magnoliopsida, Fabales, Fabaceae. Bases 267 to 3608 code for a protein of 1113 amino acids. The transcript is spliced from 2 exons. Gene Ontology annotation, biological process: protein phosphorylation.
UCUUCACUCAUAAAUUGAAUUGAAUAAAAUAAACCCCUCAGCGUGAUAUCACAAGACGUGAAAAUGGAAAAGAAAGACACAAGCCACUGUGUUGUUCAGAGUUCAAUUGUUUUUUUGUCCACCACCAUCACCACCUGGCACUGCUAGACCAUUCCAACUUCCAACAGCACAACAUACCCAAUGACUUCAACGUCCUCACUCCAGUUUUGAGUCCCUCAAAGAUUCCCUCUUGUUCUAUUCUAUUCUCUGCCACAACUAUCAAGUACAUGAGUUUUGCCAAAACAACAAAAAGUACACCGAGCACAAGAAAAGAAGGAGGGUCAUCAUUAAUGUCAGAGCAGGAAACCGAUUCAUGGGGCUUCCUGUUUGUCUGUUUCUUGAUCCUUUUCUCAGGUAAAUUGGUUGUUGGGGAUUCGUUGGCCACUGACGCAGAAGUUCUGCUGAAGCUGAAAUCUUAUUUGCUGGCCCAAACUCGUACGAACAGAGGAGGGUACAUAAGCUGGAACAAGAACAGUUCAAAUCCUUGUCAAUGGUCAGGAAUCGAUUGCAGCCUCUUGAACGGGACAACACUGAGGGUUGUGAAAGUAGACAUCUCUUACAGUGAAAUUUAUGGUAACAUAUUCGAUGGGUUCUCUAAUCUCACUGAGCUCAGACACCUUGACAUCUCUUGGAACUCUCUCUCUGGGGGGAUUCCUGAGGACUUGAGGAUGAGCCAGAAGCUUGUGUAUCUCAAUCUCUCCCAUAAUACUCUCGAGGGGGAGUUGAAUCUGAAGGGAUUGACUCAGUUGCAAACCGUGGACUUGUCUGUUAAUAGGUUCCGUGGGGAACUUGGGCUGAGUUUCCCUGCCAUUUGUGACAGUUUGGUGACUUUAAAUGUUUCAGAUAAUCACUUGAGUGGUGGGAUUCAUGGCUUCUUUGAUCAAUGCUUCAGUUUGCAGCACUUGGAUUUGAGCACCAACCAUCUUAAUGGAACCUUGUGGGCUGGAUUUUCCAGGCUGAGACAAUUUUCAAUCUCAGAGAAUUUUCUCACUGGGGUUGUUCCUCCCCAGGCUUUUCCAGUAAACUGUAGCACCGAAAAACUGGACCUUUCAGUGAAUUUAUUUGUUGGUAAAGUCCCCGAGGAGGUGUCCAACUGCAAGAACUUAGUGGUUCUCAACCUCUCUAGUAACAAUUUCACGGGAGAUAUUCCCCGUGAAAUUGGUUCCAUUUCUGGUCUUCAGGGAUUGUUCUUGGCGAACAAUACUUUCUCAAGGGAUAUCCCAGAGACCCUUUUGACCUUGACCAAUUUGUUCAUCUUGGAUUUGAGCAGAAACCAAUUUGGUGGGGAAGUGCAGGAGAUUUUUGGGAAAUUCAAGCAACUGAAGUUUCUUUUGCUGCACUCAAAUUCCUACACUGGAGGGUUGAACUCAUCAGGCAUUUUUACAUUGACAAACCUUGGACGUUUGGACUUAAGCUUCAAUAAUUUUUCUGGUCCAUUACCUGUUGAAAUCUCAGAAAUGUCUGCACUCGCUUUCUUAACCUUAACCUACAACCAGUUCUCUGGACCUAUUCCUCCUGAAUUGGGAAAGUUGACUCACCUUAUGGCACUUGAUCUUGCCUUCAACAAUUUCAGUGGAACGAUCCCACCAACCCUUGGAAACUUGACUUCUCUCUUAUGGCUAACCCUUUCAGAUAAUUCAUUAACCGGAGAAAUCCCACCAGAAUUGGGAAACUGCUCGAGCAUGUUAUGGCUAAACCUUGCAAACAACAAACUAUAUGGAAAAAUUCCCUCCGAUCUAACAAGAAUUGGAAGGAAUGCAAGGGCCACAUUUGAAUCAAAUGAAAAGAGUCUUGGGGGAGUUGUUGCUGGCAAUAGUGAGUGCUUAGGAAUGAAGAGAUGGAUACCUGCUGAUUACCCUCCGUUCAGCUUUGUGUAUACCAUCCUGACAAGGAAGAAUUGUAGGGCCCUUUGGGACAGGUUGCUCAAAGGAUAUGGUAUCUUCCCCAUGUGUACUUCUGAUCCCUCUGCUAGAUCAUCACACAUAGCAGGGUAUGUUCAGCUAAGUGGGAACGAUUUGAGUGGAGAGAUUCCUUCAGAAAUUGGAAAUAUGGUAAACUUUAGCAUGUUGCAUUUGGGAGAUAACAAGUUUACUGGGAAAUUCCCUCCAGGGAUGGUAGGUUUACCACUCGUAGUCUUGAACAUGACCAGAAACAAUUUUUCUGGUGAAAUUCCAAGUGAAAUUGGCAACAUGAAGUGUCUACAGGAUCUUGAUUUGUCUAGGAACAAUUUCUCUGGAACAUUUCCCAUAAGUCUGGCACACUUGGAUGAGCUUAGCAGGUUCAACAUCUCAUACAAUCCCCUCAUAUCUGGUACUGUCCCACCGUCCGGACACUUACUCACUUUUGACAAGGAUUCAUAUUUGGGUGACCCCCACCUGAUACUCCCAAAGUUCUUUAACAUCUCUGAUGAUAGAAAUAGCACAUUACAAAGAGUCUUGAAAAAUCCCACAAAAUGGUCAUUGAUUUUGGCUCUAGGAUUAGCUAUCGUGGUCUUUGGACUUCUUUUCCUUGUAAUAUGUUUCUUGGUGAAAAGUCCAUCAGUGGAACCAGAGAAUCUCAUGAAGAAAAUAAAGAAUAAGAAAGCACAUGAUUCAGGAAGCUCGGGAUCUUCACCAUGGUAUUCUGACACAGUUAAGAUAUUCCACCUGAACAAGACAGUUUUCACACAUGCAGACAUCUUGAAAGCAACCUCCAACUUCAUGGAGGAAAGAGUCAUAGGAAGGGGUGGCUAUGGAACAGUAUAUAGAGGGUCAUUUCCGGAUGGGAGAGAGGUGGCAGUGAAGAAGCUCCAAAGGGAAGGAACUGAGGGUGAAAAAGAAUUCAGAGCUGAAAUGAAGGUUCUAAGUGGUCAGGGAUUUAGCUGGCCUCAUCCAAACCUUGUCACACUCUAUGGUUGGUGCCUCUAUGGUUCACAGAAGAUACUUGUUUAUGAGUACAUAGGAGGUGGAAGCUUGGAGGAACUUGUGACUGAUACAAAAAGGUUGAAAUGGAGGAGGCGCCUAGAAGUGGCAAUUGAUGUGGCUAGGGCACUUGUCUAUUUACAUCAUGAGUGCUACCCUUCUAUUGUGCAUAGAGAUGUGAAGGCCAGUAAUGUGUUGCUAGACAAGAAUGGGAAGGCGAAGGUCACAGACUUUGGACUUGCUAGGAUUGUUGAUGUUGGAGACAGUCACGUGAGCACUAUAGUGGCUGGCACAGUGGGGUAUGUUGCACCAGAAUAUGGACAAACAUGGAAAGCCACCACAAAAGGGGAUGUGUACAGCUUUGGGGUUUUGGUUAUGGAGCUAGCAACUGGGAGAAGAGCAGUGGAUGGAGGAGAAGAGUGUUUGGUGGAAUGGACUAGGCGUGUUAUGAUGGCUUCUGGAAGACAAGGGUUAGGUCAAUCUGUGCAAGUUUUUUUGAAGGUAAGUGGGGUGGUUGAGGGUGCUAAGGAGAUGGGUGAGUUGCUCCAAGUUGGAGUGAAAUGCACACAUGAUGCACCACAGGCUAGGCCUAACAUGAAGGAGGUUCUAGCCAUGCUUAUUAAGAUAUACGAUCCCACUGGGGACUCAAAUUAUGGACACCUUGUGUAGUGUAGCCUUUUUUGUGACUCAAGAUAGAAAAAUUGUGCAUAGUGUAAGUUUCAAUACAGUUUACAUAGAAAACACAUGUCAUACACAGUUGAUUCUUCUUGUGUAAAGAAACUCAUUAUUCAUGUUGCAGAAGUUUCUCAAUUUUGUUCUGUA